Molecule: messenger RNA, 3738 nt
Organism: Sinocyclocheilus grahami
Lineage: Eukaryota; Metazoa; Chordata; Actinopteri; Cypriniformes; Cyprinidae
Gene: fhod3a
Product: formin homology 2 domain containing 3a
Exons: 20
Biological process (GO): cortical actin cytoskeleton organization; sarcomere organization; cardiac myofibril assembly
Cellular component (GO): cytoskeleton; cytoplasm
Molecular function (GO): actin filament binding
Source: RefSeq, a predicted model, not a curated record
CUGUAUAACUCCAGUGGCCGUGACCUGAGGAGGGCACUGUUUUCCCUCAAGCAGAUAUUCCAGGACGAUAAGGACCUGGUUCAUGAGUUCGUUAUGGCUGAAGGUCUGACGUGUUUGAUCAAGGUCGGCGCUGAAGCGGAUCAGAACUAUCAGAACUACAUCCUCAGAGCUCUGGGUCAGAUCAUGCUGUAUGUGGACGGGAUGAACGGGGUCAUAGGUCACACCGAGAUCAUCCAGUGGCUCUACCUGCUCAUCGGCUCAAAGUUUCGUCUGGUGGUCAAGACGUCUCUGAAGCUGCUGCUGGUGUUUGUUGAGUAUUCUGAGUCCAACGCACCGCUGCUCAUCCAGGCCAUCAACACUGUGGACUCUAAGAGAGGCUGUAAGCAGUGGUCAAACGCCAUGGAGAUUUUAGCAGAGAAGGACGGUGUGGACACAGAGCUGCUGGUCUAUGUGAUGACGCUUAUUAACAAGACGCUGGCGGCGCUGCCCGAUCAGGACUCGUUCUAUGAUAUGGUGGAUGUUCUGGAGGAGCAGGCCAUGGAGAGCGUGUGUGGCCGUUAUCUGGGCCGUAAGGGAACGGAUCUGGAUCUGCUGGAGCAGCUCAGCGUCUACGAGGCCACUCUGGGGCACGAGGACGGCGCUGAAGACGCUCGCCGGGACAGACGGGCCGAGGGGCGGGGCUUGCAGAGACGCCGCAGCCGCAGGCAUUCAUUGGGCAGAUCAGGCCACGCCUCCCCGCUCAGCCCCGCCUCCCCACACCGCGCAAACUUCCAGCCGUUUAACGGACAGGAGCUCAACGAGAGCACAUCAGAGCACAGCAGCAAACUCACACCUGAGGAGGAGGAGGCGGAGCCGAGGAAGGCCCCAGAGGCCCCGCCCCCUCCUGACUCCGCCCAGCCGUCGCUCCUGGCCAAUCUGCUGGCACAGCGCCGGUCGUCUGUCAGCGUCCCGCCGUCCAAUGAGAGCAGCCCUCCGCUGCGAGGCUCCGCCCACAUGCCGUACCUGCCCCACUCGCCCUUCUUCCUGUUCUCCUACGAUCUGCAGGAUCAGGAGAGCAGCAGGUCGUUCUCUGCUGUAAGUUCUUCAUCCACGGCAGCCAAACAGCACAAUGACCGGCCUGCUCUGGGCGGCCUGCUGUCGUCCUCGUACCGGCAGCAUCAGGAAUCUCUGGCGGCGGAAAGAGAGAGACGACGGCUGGAGCGAGAGGAGCGACUGCAGCGCAUCGAGAGAGAGGAGCGCAACCGACACAGUCGGGACUACGUGUCCAACAUGGAGGAGGCCAGACACGCUCGAGAGGAGAGGUUUCGGACGGCCGAGCGACUGGCGGACGAAGAGUUUGAGCGAGAGCGAAUGCGUUCUGCGCCUCGAGGUCUCAGCCUCACUCUGAGCCCGACGGACACCUGUCAAUCAUCCCGCAGUGCCACGCCCUCCUCUGUGACAUCACAGGACGAGCAGGACACGCCCAUCACGUCGUACCCGCCCUCUGAACCAGACACCAAUGAUCUAGAACCGGACGUGGAGGCCAGUCUAGAACCCGAGGAGAAGGACAUAGAACCCAGAGAGGAACAGGAAGAGGAAGUGGAGGAGAUAAGUGCUGAACAGGAAGUGGGCGGAGCCGAGGAGCGGGCGGAAGAGGAAGAGGAGGGGUCUGAAAGGGAAGCGCCGGAUGGAGAAGCGGAGGACAGCGGGAUCUUGAGUGAUAAAGAACGACAGAACGAAGAAGUGAACGAGAAGGAUAACUGCUCCGCCUCCAGUAUAUCCUCAGCCAGCAGCACACUAGAAAGAGAAGAUCGACUCACUGCAGGCGGAGCGGACACGGGUCAGAGCGUCAGAGACGUGAAUGAACAACGAAACAAGAUCCUCGACAGCAAGCUCUUCAUGCUGGACAUGCUUUACUCGCAGAGCAAGAAACCCUCAGAGGAAGACGAGGACGAAGACGAGCUGGCCGAGGACAAAGAGCGAGAUGCAAAAGAAAAGGCUGAGGAUUCGUCGCAGGACGCGACGCCUCGGGAAGAGAACGAUGCUAUGAAUGAAGAAGACAUUAAAGUCGCGAACCAGAGCAACGUGCGAUCGUUUGCCGAGCGCUUCGGAGACAUCGUGAAGGGUCUCACCUCUCCACCAAUAGAAACGCAGGAACCUCCUCCUCCUCCUCCGCCGGCUCCGAAGAAGGAGUCGGACUGCAUCUGGGACCAGCUGAUGGCGAAUCCGCGGGAUCUGCGCAUCGGCGACAUCGACUUCACCGAUCUGGGAGACGAGGAUGACCAGGAUGUCCUGGACUCUGGGAGUUUAUACAGCUCUGGCGAUCUGCAGGCUCCGCCCCCUCCGCCACCUCCCUGCCCCUUUAACCUCCCGGCCCCACCCCCUAUGUUCGGCUGUCCUCCGCCCCCUCCCAUGUUCAGCAUUCGCUCGCCUCCGCCCCCUCCAUGCUUCUCCAGCCAGGCUCCGCCCCCUCCCUGCUUCUCCAGCCAGGCUCCGCCCCCUCCUCAGCAGCAGACGGAGCAAGCGCCGCUCUUCCAGAAGAGGAAGAAGACCAUCCGCUUGUUCUGGAGUGAAGUCCGGCCCGCCGACUGGAUCUACCGCAACCACAAACGCAGCCAAGAGUCGCUCUGGUCCAGACUUGAACCUGUCAAACUUGACACGGCUAAACUUGAACACCUGUUUGAGAGCAAAUCCAAAGAGAUGCCCGUGACUAAGAAAACGGCAGCGGAUGGGAAACGGCAGGAGAUCAUCAUUCUGGACUCCAAACGCAGCAACUCCAUCAACAUCGGUCUGACGGUUCUUCCCCCGCCGCGCACCAUCAAAACCGCCAUAAUGAACUUUGACGAGUACGCGCUCAACAAAGAGGGCAUUGAGAAAAUCCUGACAAUGAUUCCCACGGAGGAAGAGACGCAGAAGAUCCAGGAAGCUCAGCUAGCGAAUCCUGACAUUCCGCUGGGCAGCGCAGAGCAGUUCCUGCUGACACUGUCCUCCAUCAGUGAGCUCUCUGCACGCCUGCAGCUCUGGGCCUUCAAACUCGACUAUGAAGCCACCGAGAAGGAAGUGGCCGAGCCACUACAGGACCUGAAGGAGGGCAUGGAUCAGCUGGAGAAGAACAGAACGCUGCGCUUCAUAUUUUCGACUCUGCUGGCGAUCGGAAACUUCCUAAACGGCUCCAGCGCCAAAGGCUUCGAUCUGACGUAUCUGGAGAAGGUCCCUGAGGUGAAGGACACAGUUCAUAAGCAGUCGCUCCUGCAUCACGUCUGCAGCAUCGUGGUGGAGAACUUCCCCGACAGCACAGACCUGUACUCUGAGAUCGGCGCCGUCACACGCUCCGCUAAAGUGGACUUCGGCCAGCUGCAGGAGACUCUGACUCAGAUGGAGUGGCGCUGCAAAGCAUCAUGGGACCACCUGAAAGUCAUCGCAAAGCACGAGAUGAAGCCGGCGCUGAAGCAGAAGAUGUCGGACUUCCUGAAGGACUGCGCCGAGAGAAUCAUCAUCCUCAAAACUGUCCACCGCAGGAUCAUGAACAGGUUUCACUGGUUUCUGCUGUUCCUGGGUCAGCCGGCGUACAGCGCUCGUGAGGUCAGCGUGACUCGGUUCAGUAAGCUCCUCAGUGAGUUCGCUCUGGAGUACCGCACCACUCGCGAGCGCGUCCUGCAGCAGAGACAGAAGCGCGCCGAUCACAGAGAGAGGAACAAGACGCGAGGGAAGAUGAUCACAGACCUCAGCACACAGGUGAGAUACGCACACCUGCACACU